Molecule: messenger RNA, 1180 nt
Organism: Odontomachus brunneus
Lineage: Eukaryota; Metazoa; Arthropoda; Insecta; Hymenoptera; Formicidae
Gene: EMC6
Product: ER membrane protein complex subunit 6
Exons: 4
Coding region: 569-883 (104 amino acids)
Biological process (GO): protein folding in endoplasmic reticulum; autophagosome assembly
Cellular component (GO): EMC complex; endoplasmic reticulum; membrane
Source: RefSeq, a predicted model, not a curated record
AACGACAAAAUGUUCCUCCUUGUGACAUGAACGUGUUUCCUUUGAAAUUUAUAUUAUUUGUUUAAUUGUUAUCUUGGAAAAAAGAAUUAUUCCUGAUGAAGUUCCGCAGAUCUGCGACAACAACGAUGAAGAAUAGUCAAUGGCUACGAAGCUACAAAAUGUAAACAGACCGAAAUGAAAAAAACGGGAAAAAUAUGAUUGAAUUCGAGUACUGUCGCAUCGAGUAGAUCGUUUGACAAUGUUGGGUUCGCACAUUCUCAAAUUACAGCAAAUGACUAUUAUAAUCUUGUGGCUCGCUCUUGUUUCGCCACUAAUCUCUGCCAAGAUUUUCAAACUAACGUGUUGUUCACGCGACAGAAUGGAUUCUUCGAGAAAUAGAUUAAGCAACGCGCGACUCUCUGUUACCGACGAUUUUUUGAACUCGCCGCCAUCGAUUAAAGAACCGCAGCACGCGCAGAAGCUGACGUGUCUCGACAGAAGCAGCCGACAGGAGCAUCAUUCGCGUAUAGUCAUUCAUUUAUUUUCGCUGUUAGGUUAACGUUUUGACAAAUAUCACAGUUUCACAUAGAUGUUGGGAAAAAUCAAAACAAAGCAGGACAAAAGUGGCGAAAUGAUUGCAUAUAGCGAGGCUGCAGUCUUAAAUAAUGCUGCAGUUGUGGAAUAUUGUAAGAUAUCAAUGGCAGCGCUGUCAGGUGGUACAGCUGGUCUGUUAGGGUUAACUGGAAUAUAUGGAUUCGGAUUUUAUCUUUUUGCUGUUUUCGGAUUAUGGGGAAUGCUACUGAUGAAAGCAGGUGGUCAGUGGAAAAAGUAUUUCAUUAGUAGGCGGCAUCUUUUAACGAGUGGCUUCUGGGGAGGGCUUUUUCAUUUCAACAGCUAUAUAUAAUAUAUCGAUAUAAAUUUCUUAAUAAUUAAUUAGAUUUUUAUAUGGGAUGGUACACGUCUAUUAAGAAUGGCAGCAACAGGUGAUUCGCAGCAAUUAUGAUCAUGCAAUUACAUACAUAAUACCGUAAAGAUACAUAAUUACAUAAAACAGUCAUUGAAUCGUUGUAUUUACAUCACCUCUAAGUACUUCAGACACUGACCAAAUAAACGAUAAAGCGUUCACGUGAUAUUGUAUAAGUAUAUCGAUAUGUAUAUAGAAUACACUUUUAAUUAUGUAAUAAAACAAUUGCGGCUUUUA